Messenger RNA from Aphis gossypii (cotton aphid), 505 nucleotides. Its product is annotated as thioredoxin domain-containing protein 17-like. The coding region runs from base 1 to 402 and encodes 133 amino acids. Gene Ontology annotation, cellular component: cytosol. The record is from RefSeq and is a predicted model, not a curated record. Gene Ontology annotation, molecular function: protein-disulfide reductase [NAD(P)H] activity. The transcript is spliced from 3 exons. Lineage: Eukaryota; Metazoa; Arthropoda; Insecta; Hemiptera; Aphididae.
AUGGUCCUCUUGCACCAUACAAAGAACUAUGAAGAGUUUGUUGAACUCGUGAAAACACUGGAGAAAUCCAAACAGCAGAUUUUUGUAAUUUUCACUGGCACGCCAAACGCGAGCGGUGAGAGUUGGUGUUCAGACUGCGUUGAAGCUGAUCCAGUUAUCAAGAAACAGAUAGAACACAAUGAGGAAUUUCUAAAAAACACACAUAUUGUAUAUGCUCAAGUUGGUAAAAGAGAAGAAUGGAAGAAUAACAAUGACAAUCCAUUUAAAUUGGACAAAAAAAUAAAGUUACAAUUUUUACCUACCAUUCUAAAAUGGGGUACAUUGCAUAAACUUCAAGUGGAAGAAUGUUCAAAACCUGAUUUACUUAAUAUGAUCUUCGAAGACACAGAAGAUGAUUCUUAAAUUACCUUAUAAAAUUGAUAUCAAUAAAAGACAUUUUGAAAUUUACUACAUUGUAUGUUAUACUAUGUAACACAUUAUUUAUUAAAUAAUUAUUCAAUUAUAA